Molecule: messenger RNA, 2492 nt
Organism: Monascus purpureus
Lineage: Eukaryota; Fungi; Ascomycota; Eurotiomycetes; Eurotiales; Aspergillaceae
Source: the annotation of a GenBank genome assembly
GUUCUGCUGCUGGUCGUUGUUGUAGAUUCUCCAUAUUCUUUGUUUUGCUAUUUUUCUUUUCAAAAAUCACGGGGUAACGUAUGGAGAGAGAGAAUGCCACGAGAGUCUGGACUCUGUAACUGCGGCUUCCUGAUAGAAACAGCUUCAGAGGAGGCAACGGAAAGCACCGUGAAGAGUCCCCAGUCUGCUUAUUUUCUAUCUUCUUUAUUUUUUUGCGGUGCUCCACUGCCAUUCACUCACUGUCCGGCCCUAUAAUACCCUCAGAGCCUAUCUUUAUUUCUUUCGUCUGUCCUUUCAUCCUCUCCUUCUCCAUUCUCUAUCAAGGAAUUGAUCACGGUACCUCUCCUAUAUCAUUUGUGUCCUAAGAUCUCUACAGAAUGGCCAUUUUGCAUCAAUUGCAGUGAUCGAGCACCAGUAACUUCCAUGUGACUGGCUUUCAGCGUCUACAAACGACUGUACUAUCAACUUGCACGACAUCUCUAGUGACUCAGAAACCAGUCGCGCGCGCGUUUCCAACUCAUCAGGUAUCAAUUAUUAUUCCUUUAAACAGCCUCAACAAGUUAUGUCGCGUUCCAGGCAACCGGGAAGUCUCCCUGCAAUCUUUGUCCACGCUGGAGCGGGGUUUCACAGUCAUCACAACGAAAAGGCCCAUCUUGAAGCCUGCGACAAUGCAGCGAAGGUCGCGAUGGCGGUUCUCAGAGCCGGAGGCUCAGCAGUAGAUGCCGUUGAAAUUGCUAUUGUGACUCUCGAGAACCAUGAAAUCACAAACUCGGGGUAUGGCAGCAACCUGACCAUAAAUGGUACUGUCGAGUGCGAUGCUACCAUAGUCGAUCACCUGGGACGAAGUGGCGCUGUGGGAGCGGUCGAACAGGUCAAAAAUCCAAUAUCGCUGGCUAGAGUCAUUCUCAAUCAUUCAACCAUCGAAUUGUCUUUGAAUAGGGUGCCUCCAAACUUUCUUGUGGGAAUGGGGGCUACAGACUACGCUUACGAAAACGGUCUUGUUACUCUGCAUGAUGAUGGGCUGAUAUCUCCAGCAGCGAAGGAACGAUGGCUGCGCUGGACUGAGGAACUGCGAAAUGCUCACAGAGACGAUGAAACAAGUCUUCGAACAGACAAUAUAACACCCUAUCUCCGUCGACCUAUUAAAAUGCAUCCAGCGCAUUUACUUGCCACGCCUCGUAGCCUUGGCUCAGAAUCUCCAGUUAACUCUCCAAUUUUUUCUGGUACGACUGAAAGUCAGAGGCAUUUCUCUGGUGGUUCGCACAACACCCUUGAAAUUCAAGAAUUAGGCCACAGUCCUGGAAUCUGUUCAAAUAGUGGACAACCCGCAUCCAGCAAGGUCAGAGAUCCUAGGUGUGUGAAGGAAAGUGAGUUCUUGGACAUUCAAAAAAAUGAUGAUGCCGAUCCCUGUUGUACAGACAGGAAACUCCCUACACAAACGUCCACCUCAGGCAACGCCUCAAAUGUUGCCAAUGAUGGGGCCUCCAAACACGAUGCUAUCACGGACAAUAUCACAGACACUGUAGGGGCAAUAGCAGUGGAUGCAAAGGGGAAUAUCGCUGCAGGCUCAUCUUCUGGUGGUAUUGGCAUGAAACGCCGUGGCAGAGUUGGCCCAGCAGCCCUCGUAGGCAUCGGCACCGCUGUGAUCCCGGAGGAUCCGAAUGACCCUGAUGGGACUUGUGUUGCAGUUGUCACAUCAGGGACAGGAGAGCACAUUGCUACAACCAUAGCUGCCAACACUUGCGCGUCCCGAAUCUAUCAUAGUCAACGCAAGGGCGAAGACGGCACUUAUGAAGACAUCACCGAGGAAGAAGCCAUGCAUGAGAUGAUUGCAACAGACUUUAUGGGACAUCCUGGUGUGGUAAACAGCCACUGCCAUGGAGCCAUUGGAAUCAUGGCUGUGAAGAAAACGACGCAUGGUGUCUUUCUUUACUUUGGACACAACACCGAAUCUUUCGCACUCGCUUCGAUGACUAGCCAGGAUAAUAAGCCAAUGUGUGUGAUGUCUCGCAGCAACGGGGAGGGGAGAAUCGCUCAGGGUGGCCGCGCGUGCCGAAACAGAAGGUAUGCAUCUCGAAUAUAGUAUUACUACUUGUGAUGAUACAGAGUUCGCCGACUUCCCGCUUACACUGACUUGCGACAGUGAGCCUUCGUCACAUCACGCGAAUUCCGCCCCAUAAUCGCCCCAUCUGCCUCCGAUUUCUUUUUCUUUUCAAUGGUACGAAGUGCUUGAACCUAGUGACCAAAACCUAAGCCCCUAGCAUUUGUCCCGAUACUUCAUCUUUACAUCCUUAAAUGGAUGUCUUUGUUCGCACGUAUGCCUCACGCUGCCUCAGUGGCUUUGAGAUAGCCAUUUGGGAUAGCCUCAGGGCCGGCCAAGGCGGGUCGACAUUGCUGAACUGCAGCGUCGGCUAUCCUGGCCUACCUAAAGGUAUCAACUGGACACACGGAUUGUCGCGUCGAUCGUGCUGUCAUUUGGGUUCCCCAGUGUA